Messenger RNA from Galendromus occidentalis (western predatory mite), 3150 nucleotides. RefSeq names its product probable ATP-dependent DNA helicase HFM1. The coding region runs from base 1 to 3150 and encodes 1049 amino acids. The transcript is spliced from 16 exons. Gene Ontology annotation, molecular function: nucleic acid binding; ATP binding. NCBI's taxonomy places the organism in Eukaryota, Metazoa, Arthropoda, Arachnida, Mesostigmata, Phytoseiidae. The record is from RefSeq and is a predicted model, not a curated record.
AUGAACCCAGACGGACCUGAUCAAGUCGAAAACUGGAAUCGAGUCAAACCGACGUCGGAAGGCGAAGAAGCUCUUCUCUAUCCUUUGAGUGCGAUCCGCAAGACGGGAAUCCUUGAAUUGGCUGCGUGCCGAGCAUGGGAAGAUUUCGGACAGAGUACGUUGGUCGUGUACAUCGGUCCAACGAGAAGUCUCGUGCGCGAGCGAGUCUGCGAUUGGAGGAACAAAUUCGCUCAGCUCGGCGCGAAAAUCGCUGAGCUCACGGGUGAUGUUGAUCCGGACUUGUCUCAAUCCGUCGCAGCUGAUGCUCAUCUGAUUUGCACUACACCGGAGAAAUGGGAAGUGCAAUGGCGCACUCGGAGGAAACAGGUCUGCCUGUAUCUCAUUGACGAGGUACACAGCAUCGGGGAACCCGAACGAGGUCCACUAUUGGAAGCGAUCUUGACGAGGACCGUAGUCCGACCGCUCAACAAGAAGAGUCCACCCCGCUUCGUGGCCGUGUCUGCCACCGUUGCGAACCCCCAAGAGAUCGGGAAAUGGCUUGGCCGGAAUGUCGCUUACAAGGUUCGCGAGUUUGAUGCAUCUUCGAAAGCCUGUCCUGUCAGUACAAUCGUGAAGGCUUUCCCCUGCUCGGCUAAUAAGUCAAGUUACUCUUUCGAUAUCGGACUCGACUUCAAGCUGCCUAGCAUCAUAAUGGACUACGCACCUCGAGGGAAGUCGACCUUAGUUUUUGUGUCCACGCGAAACGCAGCUGUGCAAUGUGCGAAGCGUCUGGUAAAAUCCCAAUGCUGGUUCACGUCGAGGACCCUCGAAAACGAGUUGUCUGAAGUCCAAACUAAACUCUCCGACAGCAAGCUGAUCGAUGUUGUGCAACGCGGUGUCGCAUUCCACCACGCGGGACUGAACUUGAAAGACCGCCUCCUCGUAGAGGAAUCCUUCGUGAAAGGCCUCAUCGGAGUACUUAUAACUACCAGCACCCUUGCGACAGGUCUCAAUCUCCCCGCUUAUUUGGUCGUCGUACGCGGAACCACAAUGUACAAUGGCGGUACGGUUUCGGAGUAUCCUUCUUCGAAAGUGCUCCAGAUGAUUGGCAGAGCGGGGCGCAUUCAGUUCGAGAACUCGGGUCAAGCUGUGAUACUCACGCAGCAACAGCAUCUGGCCCGCUACGAAGCGCUCCUAGCUGGCAAGUUAGAGAACGUCGAGAGUUACCUGCAUCUCGACCUCUUCAGGCAUCUGAAUGCGGAGAUAGCUUUGGGGAACGUGAAAAACCGCCAUGAAUGCGUGGACUGGUUGGAGAGCACCUUUUUCUUCGUUCGGGCAGAAGCUCGUUCGCGAAGGGCUGGCAAGAUGGCCGAGUUCAGAGCGUUUGUUGAAGCGCUCGGCUGCGCGUUCAGCCGAUCGUACAUGAGUUUCGACGGUUUUUCGAAUCUUAUCUCUGCCCUGCGCGGAACUGCCCCGGUCAGCGAGUUCUCUCCGAAGGCUUUCUUGUGGCAGCUUUCGACGCUUCCCGAUCUCGGAAACUCGCAAAUACGCGUAGGGGAGAAAAGCAUUCUGCGGAAGCUCAAUUCGAAGCUCUCAUGUAAAGUUACCGAGAAACCGCCAGAGUGGAGAGCCUCCCACAAGGCGUUCAUAAUGCUGCUAUCAAAACUCGAGAGCAUCGAGAUACCGGAUUCCGCCAGCCUCCGCUUAGAACGGAUUUCGAUGAUGAAAGUGGUGAAACGCGCUUCUCGCUGCUUGUACGAGAGCAUCCUGAUCCUCUGGCAGCAACCGGAUCUUUGCGAAACCAUCGGGAUUCACCUGACGUUCACGAUGGCGUUCAGCAUCAGUCUUCUCGCAAAAUCGUGUCGCUGUGAAACGUGGUACGACUCGCAGUUUUGUGCGCUACAGCUGGACGAGAUCGGACCGACGCGCGCCGCCCGACUGGUGGAGGGGGGCUUCACGAGUUUCGAUUCGAUUGCGAACGCAGAGGCAAGAAUGCUGGAAAUAGUCACGCAAACUAAUCCGCCCUUCGGGUCGCGUUUGCAGCAACAGGUCGCGAGCAAAGUGCCUCGUUACCUUCUCCACUGGGACUCCUCGGACGGUGUGCCUGUGAUCACGGCUGAAUUGAGGAAUCGAGACACCCUGCGACAACGAUCGUCGGCUCUCAUGCUCGUCGGUGACGACUCUGAUUCAGUGCUGAUCCUGACCAGAUUAUCUCACGAGGAACUCCAUCGCAAGAAUACAUUCGAGCUUCCGGUCAAUGCCAGCUGGACGAGACUCCACAUCUGUUUGAUCGAUGAGAAUAUCGUCGGUGUUGAUAAGGAAGGAUUCAUGGAAAAACCUACGAUGGACAUUCACUCGACUCCGGAUACUUGUGGAGACUCAUCCCGUACAGCCGGGACUCCCUGGAAAGCAGGUGACUCUCUGAUCCGGGGAUCUAUGAAAAUCUGCGGAAAAGACGGAACAUGCAACACAUGGUUGGCGAAGGUGUUGGAAUCCCGAAAUCAAGAAGAGCUGAGCGAUGAUCCAUUGCUCGUCCCAACCGCUCGGGCUGAAAAGAUAGUCCAAGAAUACGAUUUGAGCAGAUCUCAAUAUAGACCGAGGAGGAAUCUACCGAGAGAUGCUACUCCUUCGUCGAAUAUAGGAGACACAACACCAGACAGCUUGGAGGAAAUUCUUGAACAGCUCCAAGGAGAGGAAAGUCAGAACGAUGAUUCGGGCCUCAACGAGGGGCAGAGAUCAGGAAUCGAGGUCACUAUCCCCUCACUCGACGAUCGACAGAAUGCCGCGUCGGCGACCGCCUCGAAGAAGACCAGAGUCAGCCGGACAACUCGGAUCACAAAGAAAAAAACACCCGCAAACUACUGCCGAAAAGACCCGCGACGGCGAUGUGGUUCGGUCCCGGAGAAUUCGACGGGGGCCGUGUCGACUUCACCUGGAGAACCCCCACUGCUCAGGACUCAAGCCGAAUCCGAAAACGUGGGCCUUGAUCAGAAGAGCGGGGCGGAAAAUCCGACUGACUCUUGCACACACAGCAGCGCAGAACGAGAGCGUCGCAUCCGUAAACCGUCUACGCAGCCACAAUAUGUUGAUGCGAAGGAGCCGGACGAUUCUGACUGGGAAGUCUAUCUAAGUCAUACGGAUGCCUUGCUGAAGCGCAUGCUGUCACAAUGA